GCUGCAGCCAAAAAAAAAAAGAAGCCCCAAGCCCGACAGCCUCCCCUUGAAAAACCAGUGAGAAAGCUUGGUUUUUCCCUUCUUUUCUUGUCCAAGAACAAGAUUUAGGAGCUUAGAAAUCCUCCCUAAAGCAAGGAAUUCCAGAUCUGCUCGGUUUCUCCCCCUCCCCUGUCCGUGAGCUGCAGCUGGUGAUGCGAAAUUCUGGGCUUUUUUCGAAAUUCCCCCUACACUGUCGUUGGCUUCCCCUCCAACUCCCGCCGGUUGCCAAGCUCGCUAGACCCGGUUUGCUGGCCGGAAAUUUGGGAAGCGAAACCAAGAACGGGGAAACCACGGGAAGUGACGAGUUAGAAGGCUAGCCAUUUCGAGAUUGAUAUAGAUUUUAGAAAUAAAUCAUGCUUUUGUAAAAUAGAUUUUACCUUGAGAUUUUGAGCCUAAGUCAUGUUGGACAUAGAAUUAUUUUGAAAUAUUGGAUUUAAGUUAUUGGAUUGUCAAAUGUGAAUUGAAUAAGUUCCGAGCCUUGUG
Molecule: messenger RNA, 522 nt
Organism: Rubroshorea leprosula
Lineage: Eukaryota; Viridiplantae; Streptophyta; Magnoliopsida; Malvales; Dipterocarpaceae
Source: the annotation of a GenBank genome assembly